GCUGCUUUGCUUGUAAUUCUUUUUUCCGCAUUAGUUCUCUAAAUUAUUUUUUUCCCCCUUUUCUGUUUGUUUCUCGACAGAGAGAUUUUCCUUCCAACUAGGGAGAAAAACACUUCCUGCCUCUUCUAUCCAUUUUUUGAAGUCCAUUCAGUGUAUUCUUCUACGAAAAGUUUCAAAAUCUGAUUUCUUUUGUUUUUGUUUUUGCUUCCGAUGCUUUGACGGAUUCGUUGUUUUCCUUUCUGAGAUAGUUUUCUUCUCGGUUCUAAAAAGCCGCUACAUUCAUUCUGCUCUCCAUUUCUGUUUUUUUUUUUUUUUCUAAUUUUUCGUGGUUUUCUGUAUAAUUUGGAGGAUAAAUAAUUAAAUUCGAUUUUUCAUUAGUUAAAUUUUGUUGCGGCAAAUUUUUGCUAUAAAAAUCUCUGACCUUUGUUUCCCGAAAGUUUAGGCGUCGGUGAAGUUCUUCUCACUUCUCAGCUUCAUUUAUUUCGUUUAAGGUUAGAUUUUAAAGCUUUAAAUAUUUUCUAAAUUAUUUUAAGUAGCAGCAAUAAUUAAAGUAGCAGAAAUGAAGGGCAGAAUAUAAAUUAUUUUAAAAGGAAAUUGGUAUUCAACAUACUUUAAAAAGAAAAUUUUGCUUUACUGCUUUCACGAAUUUUAGUGCUUAUUAUUUUUAUUUUGUGGGAUUAAGAAGAAGGGAAAUUUUGGUAUUUCGUUUACUUUUGUGUUUUGAGAUUCUUGGUUGGAAUUAAGACCGUACAUGAAGAAGAGGAGGCUAAGAUUGUUUGAAUUAAGAGUCUUUUUGGGGCUUUUAUUUUAUUUUUUGUGAUUUGGGUUUGCAAAACCCGCCAAAAGGAUGGUUUCUGAUAAAAGUCUGGUAUUUUAGUUGCUUUUAUGUUGGUCCAUUUUAAUUGAGCCUUUCUUUAAUGAGAAUCUUCUUUUCUUGCUUUGUGCUUUUCUGUCUAUCUCAUCUUUUUCUCUUUUCUUACUUUGUUAUUAAGUAUUGUCAGUUUCGAGUUUUUAAAAUGUAAGCUGUUUUUGCUUUGAUUUUGCAGUUGGCGCAUAUGCGGAUGAUCUGUAAUCGCCAUUUUAGCGAAUCAUAAUCGUAAUUUAUGCCAUCAUUUUAUAGGAUAAGUUAAUUCUUUUGGGAGGUUUUGAGAGUGGUGAGAGUAAAUGUCGUUCCGAAGUAUAGUUAAUGAUGUGAGGGAUGCUUUGGGGAGCUUAUCUAGGCGUAGUUUUGAGGUGAGGUUGCCUGGUCAUCAUAGGGGAAAAUCUCAUGGUUCAGUGCUGGAGUUGCAUGAUCCGCCUGUGGUUAUCCAGAAUAGCCGCUGGGCAAGCCUUCCGCCUGAGCUGUUGCGUGAUGUGAUCAAGAGAUUGGAAGUGAGCGAGAGUAUGUGGCCUGCUCGCAAGCAUGUUGUGGCUUGUGCUGCAGUAUGCAGGUCAUGGAGGGAAAUGUGCAAAGAAAUUGUUAGGUGUCCUGAGUUCUCUGGAAAAAUCACCUUUCCAGUUUCUCUGAAGCAGCCUGGACCGAGGGAUGGAACCAUUCAAUGCUUCAUUAAGAGAGACAAAUCUAAUUUAACUUAUCACCUUUUCCUUUGCCUUAGUACUGCUUUGCUUGUUGAAAAUGGGAAGUUUCUUCUUUCCGCAAAACGGACUCGUAGAACUACUCGCACAGAGUAUGUAAUCUCUAUGGAUGCAGAUAACAUAUCGAGAUCUAGCAGCAAAUACAUUGGAAAACUUAGGUCAAAUUUUCUUGGUACUAAAUUCGUAAUUUAUGACACGCAACCUCCAUACAACAACGCUCAGCUUUCACCACCUGGCCGAAGCCGAAGGUUCUAUUCAAAAAAAGUCUCUCCAAAGGUUCCUACAGGUAGCUACAACAUUGCUCAGGUCUCAUAUGAGCUGAAUGUGCUAGGUACUAGGGGGCCUCGUAGGAUGCAUUGCACUAUGCAUUCAAUUCCUGCCUCAGCCGUCGAGCCAGGUGGCAUUGUCCCAGGCCAGCCAGAGCUUCUGCCUCGAUCCCUUGAAGACUCAUUUCGGAGCAUCUCUUUCUCAAAGUCAAUUGACAAUUCGUCUGAGUUUAGCAGUGCCAGAUUCUCGGAUAUUGUUGGUACCCACGACGAAGAGGAUGAAGGAAAGGAGAGAGCAUUGGUUCUCCGGAACAAACCACCUCGAUGGCAUGAGCAGUUACAAUGUUGGUGCCUGAACUUUCGAGGACGGGUUACUGUUGCUUCUGUGAAGAAUUUUCAGCUGAUUGCAGCAAACCAGCCAGCAGCCGGUGCCCCAACACCAUCACAGCCAACCCAAUCUGACCAUGAUAAGAUUAUUCUCCAGUUUGGUAAAGUUGGUAAGGACAUGUUUACCAUGGAUUACAGAUAUCCACUGUCUGCAUUUCAGGCUUUUGCCAUCUGCCUGAGCAGCUUUGACACCAAAUUGGCAUGUGAAUAGAUGAAAAAGUGACAUGUUAAGCAAAUAGAACAUAUAGCUGGGUAUUGGGUCUCUUUACUUUCUAGCAUUUAUAGGACGGGUGGUUGCAUGCAGUCUAUGUACAACUCAUGCAGAGACUGGCAAGCACAGAAAAACAUCUGUGCACCUUCAGGAGGAGUCUUCCUUUUCAUUUCUCUUCCUCUGCCUUUUUUUUCCUAUUUUUCUCCUGUAAGGUAGAUUGCUUUAAAUGGUUUCAUUGUCUGUCUUCUGUUGUUCAAUCUUUGAUGUACUAAUCAUGUCAUCUGAAAAUAACAGUCGAGACUUGGAAAUUUACUAUGUUCAAGCAUCAUGUUGUUGAAGAUUUCCUUCUCUUUGGGGGCUCGAUUUUUUUUUUUUUCACUUUCCUUACCAUUGUGAACAUGCCAACAGGGAUCUAAACAGGUAUAGUUUCUCUCAUAAUAAAUGAUUUUAGGUUGCUUGCCGGAUUCAGCUUGUGGUUAGAGUUCAUGUCUUGGCCAGAAGGGCCUUUUGUCCCCCAAAAUUCAAUGUAUUGUUGUCCAACUCUUCUUUGUCUGACCUUUUUAACUAAAACCCGCUGGCUGCAACAGUCCAUUACGGAAUUUUAUUUAGAAUGCUAGAUAUUCCUUCUGACAAAAUAACCAAUGCCUCAAACUUCCUCUGACAUGUCGACCCAAUUUCACUACGAGCUGUCGCUAAGGCUAAAACACUUGCUUGAUAUGGGUUUUCCAUGAGCUUAUCUACCCAAGCUUCCUGCCGCUGUUAUCCCUUGUUUUACAGCCAGAUAAUUGUAUUGAUU
Molecule: messenger RNA, 3235 nt
Organism: Durio zibethinus
Lineage: Eukaryota; Viridiplantae; Streptophyta; Magnoliopsida; Malvales; Malvaceae
Source: RefSeq, a predicted model, not a curated record